AUGUCGUGCUCGGGGGCCCUGUCGCUCGACCCGCCCGUCUGUCGUACGACUGCCGCCGGCGGUGUCUCCAAGCACAAGAUGAUCAACAUGUGCGACCGGAAGCUGGCCUUCAAGGUCAAGUCCUCCAACAACUCCAACUACAGCGUCUCCAAGGUGGUCGGCUUCAUCGACAUUGGCGAGAAGCAGGAUUUUGUCAUCACCCGUAUCAAGGGUCCGCCCCGCGGCGACAAGAUGGUCUUCCAGUUCAUCCAGGCCGGCGACGCCACCGACGCCGCCAAGCUGUUCCCCGCCGACGGGACGUGCCCCCAGGCUGAGGUGUGCGGCGAGACGCUGAUGAAGCUGUCGGCCGGCGAG
Molecule: messenger RNA, 354 nt
Organism: Mesorhabditis spiculigera
Lineage: Eukaryota; Metazoa; Nematoda; Chromadorea; Rhabditida; Rhabditidae
Source: the annotation of a GenBank genome assembly